GACUUCCUGCCGCUGCCGUUGCUUUCUGCAUGUGGGACCAAUAUGGGCAAUGCAGAGUUUAAACAGUUGCAAAUGGGGGAGGGAACGUCGGGGCUUGUUUUACAUAUUGUUUCGGGUUUUAUUCCCCUUGCUUGUGUGGAAUUUAAAGCGGAGUUCAGGAGGCUCCGUGCCCCCGGUGCAUUGACAGCAGCUACUGUUUACGCGGACUGUUCAUUCCUGCGCUGUUUGCUUAUGGAAAAUAAGGGGGAGUGACAAAGAAAAGAGAGGAAAGGAAGAAGGGUAGAGAAGGAGGCACUAGCAGCGGUGCAGCGCAGAAGCCUUGCUCUUGCCCGACCACUAACGUCGCUGGAAGAGCCGCUGCCGCGCGGUUCCUAGCCCGCCACAACCUGUGUGGUCAGCCGAGGAAAGGGCUGCCCCUUUGCCGCUCACGCGUCUCCGCCUGUACACAUAUACACACACAGAGCCUCCGAGCGCGUCUCCGCAGGCAUGAGACUCCGGCUGCUCCUGUGUGUCGUGUUUUGCCUCCUGGCGAGCCUCCUGCCUGCCGACGGACAGAGGACAGCCAACCUGGCCCUGCGCAGGAAGCUCCACCGGCACGGCUGCUCCCACCGGCGCUGCGUGCCGCUCCACUCCAGGGUGCCCUUCCCCUGAGCCCCGCCGGGGCCUGGCCCAGCAAUUGCAUAAUGGGCUUUCAGUGUUUUAAAGGAGCAACAGUUAU
This is a messenger RNA of Pezoporus occidentalis (night parrot), 718 nucleotides long. It is a transcript of the gene APELA, whose product is annotated as apelin receptor early endogenous ligand. Gene Ontology annotation, biological process: apelin receptor signaling pathway; heart development. The record is from RefSeq and is a predicted model, not a curated record. Lineage: Eukaryota; Metazoa; Chordata; Aves; Psittaciformes; Psittacidae. Bases 487 to 651 code for a protein of 54 amino acids. Gene Ontology annotation, molecular function: apelin receptor binding. The transcript is spliced from 3 exons.